Molecule: messenger RNA, 1984 nt
Organism: Melanotaenia boesemani (Boeseman's rainbowfish)
Lineage: Eukaryota; Metazoa; Chordata; Actinopteri; Atheriniformes; Melanotaeniidae
Gene: idh1
Product: isocitrate dehydrogenase (NADP(+)) 1
Exons: 9
Coding region: 142-1386 (414 amino acids)
Biological process (GO): isocitrate metabolic process
Cellular component (GO): mitochondrion; cytosol; peroxisome
Molecular function (GO): magnesium ion binding; NAD binding; isocitrate dehydrogenase (NADP+) activity
Source: RefSeq, a predicted model, not a curated record
UGAUUGGUUGAACGUCUGUCAGAAAGCUCUGGAUGUGGAAACCGGCUCCUGAUCCGCUGUCACGUCGAUCCGGACAUCACUCCGCUUCCUCUAUUCGUCGUUGACAGUGUUGUGGAUCUUUACAUUAAAAAAGGCUGGAAGAUGUCUCAGAAGAUCAAGGCCGGCUCUGUGGUGGAGAUGCAGGGAGAUGAGAUGACACGGGUCAUCUGGGAGCUCAUUAAGGAGAAGCUCAUCUUCCCAUACCUGGAACUCGACCUGCACAGCUAUGACCUCGGCAUGGAGAACCGAGACGCCACAGAUGACCGGGUGACAGUUGAAGCAGCGGAGGCAGUCCAGCGUUACAACGUGGGCAUCAAGUGCGCCACCAUCACGCCGGACGAGAAGCGCGUGGAGGAGUUCAAGCUUAAGCAGAUGUGGCGCUCGCCUAAUGGGACUAUCCGUAACAUCCUGGGAGGCACGGUGUUCAGGGAGGCCAUCAUCUGUAAGAACAUCCCUCGCCUGGUCCCUGGCUGGUUGAAACCCAUCAUCAUCGGCAGGCACGCGCAUGGAGACCAGUACAAAGCCACUGACUUUGUGGUGCCCGGGCCUGGGAGAGUGGAGAUGAUCUACACCCCCACAAACGGAGAGCCAGUAAAAUACAUCGUCCAUGAUUUUCAGGGCACUGGGGGUGUAGCCUUGGGAAUGUACAACACAGAUAAGUCUAUCAGGGACUUUGCUCACAGCUCCUUCCAGAUGGCUCUGUCUAAAGCCUGGCCUCUGUACCUCAGCACCAAGAACACCAUCCUGAAGAAGUAUGACGGUCGCUUCAAAGACAUCUUUCAGGAGAUCUAUGAGAAGGAAUAUCGUGCUCAGUUUGAGGCUAAAGGGAUUUGGUAUGAGCACCGCCUGAUAGAUGACAUGGUGGCUCAGGCCAUGAAAUCUGACGGCGGUUUUAUUUGGGCCUGUAAGAACUACGAUGGGGACGUACAGUCUGACUCUGUGGCACAAGGCUAUGGCUCAUUGGGUAUGAUGACCAGUGUGCUGAUCUGUCCUGAUGGACGCACAGUAGAGUCAGAAGCCGCCCACGGCACAGUGACUCGCCACUACAGACAACACCAACAAGGAAAAGAAACCUCCACCAACCCCAUCGCCUCCAUCUUUGCGUGGACAAGGGGUCUGCUCCACCGGGCAAAGCUGGACAACAACGCAGAGCUGCGGGUCUUCUCUGAAGCUCUGGAAGCCGUCUGCAUCGAGACCAUUGAAGCUGGUUUCAUGACCAAGGAUCUGGCUAUCUGCAUCAAAGGCCUGCCAAACGUGACCCGUGCCGACUACCUGAACACGUUCGAGUUCCUCGACAAGUUGGCGGAGAACCUGAAGAUGAAGCUAGCCAGCCAGCCCAAGCUGUGAUCUCCCCUCCCAGCUGCAGCACUUUCACACAGACACACACAUUCCCACAAAGACAUCUAAACAGGAGCUGAAUCAAUCACCGGAGCGCUGGGGAGCCUCCUCUGGGCUGCAGGAGAUCUUUCACCAGCUGGAAGGGCGGGGGGGUGGCGCCUCUUGGACGAGAGCGCAGGCUUCUGGUCGCCGUCCUUCCUGCUGCAUCAGCUGUUGACGAGAAGCCGAUGCAGACGGAUGCCGAUCUGACCCGACGACUCGGUGUCCUUCUAUACCAUGAUUGCCCUUAGCUCCCAGUAUGUGUUGGUGGUCUGUGCUGGAAGGGAGCCUGGAACAUCACUGCCUUAUUCGUCUUGUGUCAAAAAUCAUCUGUCGAUUCGCCUUGUUGUGUUUUAAUGAGACCUCAAGCAGCUCGUAUGUCUGAGAGCCAGAAGCACAGAGGUCAGUCAGCCUGUAAGACCUCUCAGCUCUGCAGCAUUCCAUGAAAUUUUACUGUUAUGUCACUCAGAAAGCAUGAUAAUAAUAUAUGAACUGAAACAAAGGUUAAUACGCUUCUCUCACAGUUUGUAACUACACUACUGUAAACAAUAAACAGUUUUAUUAUAUA